This is a messenger RNA of Ostreococcus lucimarinus CCE9901, 588 nucleotides long. RefSeq lists its product with no specific name. The record is from RefSeq and is a predicted model, not a curated record. Gene Ontology annotation, biological process: defense response. NCBI's taxonomy places the organism in Eukaryota, Viridiplantae, Chlorophyta, Mamiellophyceae, Mamiellales, Bathycoccaceae. The transcript has a single exon. Bases 1 to 588 code for a protein of 195 amino acids.
AUGACGACGACGACGACGACGCACCUCGCGCGCGUCGAACGCGCGACGACGACGACGACGCGCGCGACGACGGACACGGACGACGAUAAAACGAAGAGCAUCACCGACGCCGAACUCGAGCGCAAUCUGAGCAAGUUCGUCAAGAAGACGGCGACGACGUUCGCGCCGAGCUCGUCGGGGGAGGCGAAGAAGAAGAAGAACCCGGCGUACAAGGGAAGCGUUUUGUACACGGUGUUCGAGGUACAGGCGUAUCUGGCCGUCAUCGUCGGUGGAUUGUUGGCGUUUAAUGUGAUAUAUCCGUCGGAUGAACCGUCGAUCGCGCGGUUGAUGGGGAUGUGGAGCUUGUGGAUGUUUACGGUGCCGAGCCUGCGGGCGCGGGACUGCGACGCCAAGGAAAAGGACGCGUUGAAUUUGUUGUUUGUGGCGAUGCCGUUGGUGAACGUGUUGAUUCCGUUCGUGUGGAAAUCGUUUGCGGGGGUGUUUUCGGCGGAUGUGCUGCUCAUGGCGGUGGUGUACGCGCAGAAGGGGGUGUUCGCGGGUGAGGCGGACGUCGUCGGCGACGAGUCGUCGGCGGUUGAGGAAAAGUAG